Molecule: messenger RNA, 762 nt
Organism: Ascochyta rabiei
Lineage: Eukaryota; Fungi; Ascomycota; Dothideomycetes; Pleosporales; Didymellaceae
Product: Trypsin
Exons: 2
Coding region: 1-762 (253 amino acids)
Biological process (GO): proteolysis
Molecular function (GO): serine-type endopeptidase activity
Source: RefSeq, a predicted model, not a curated record
AUGCAGUACAAGGCACUCAUUGCUGGCCUCAUGGCCUCCGCAGCUUCUGCUGCCCCCACCCCUCAGGAUUCUUCUGACAUCGUCGGUGGAACCACUGCUGCGGCUGGCGAGUUUCCCUACAUUGUCAGCCUCCGCCAGAGCGGCUCUCACAUCUGCGGAGGCUCUCUGGUGGACUCCCGUACUGUCGUCACUGCGGCCCACUGCACUGUUGGCCAGACUGCAUCUAGCCUUUCUGUUCGUGCUGGAAGCUUGAACCGUAACAGUGGAGGAACUCUUGUUAGUGUCUCCUCGAUCAAGGUCCACCCUAACUUCGAUGAAUCGACUCUGAACAACGACAUUGCCAUCUGGAAGCUUGCCACCCCCAUCUCCACGAGCUCCACCAUUGGAUAUGUCACCCUGCCCGCUGCCAACUCAGACCCUGCCUCGGGCUCCACCACCACCGUUGCCGGCUGGGGCACCACAAGCUCAGGUGGCUCCUCGCCCACCACCCUCCGCAAGGUCGACGUCCCCAUCGUGUCCCGUGCCACGUGCCGUCAGAACUACAGCGCCGCGGAGAUCACCGACAACAUGAUCUGCGCUGGCCUGACUGCCGGAGGCAAGGACUCCUGCCAGGGUGACAGCGGUGGCCCCCUUGUCAGCGCUUCUAGCAGCACCCUGGUCGGUGUCGUCUCGUGGGGUAACGGCUGCGCUCAGGCCGGUCAGCCUGGUGUCUACGCUCGCGUCAGCACUCUCCUGUCUUUCGUCAACUCCAACCUUGGUUAA